Molecule: messenger RNA, 3378 nt
Organism: Anas platyrhynchos (mallard)
Lineage: Eukaryota; Metazoa; Chordata; Aves; Anseriformes; Anatidae
Gene: ADPGK
Product: ADP dependent glucokinase
Biological process (GO): glucose metabolic process
Cellular component (GO): endoplasmic reticulum
Molecular function (GO): ADP-specific glucokinase activity
Source: RefSeq, a predicted model, not a curated record
AUGUGGCGGCGGGCGCUGUGCGUGGGGCUGCUGGCCCUGGCGUUGGGCUACCUGUGCCUGCUGGGCCCUCAGCUGCCCCCCUCGGCCCUGCGGCUCCUCCCCGCCUCGCUGCUGGGGGGGCUGCGCCGGGCCGGCUCCCUCGAGAGCCGCAUGGUGGCGGCCUGGCAGGCGGCCAUCGUCCGCCCGGCGCGGGGCUGGGCGCGCGUCGCCGUCGGCGUCAACGCCUGUGUGGACGUGGUUCUGUCUGGCGUGAAGUUGCUGGAGGCACUUGGUCUCGAACCUGGGGAUGGAAAAAACCACGCCGUCCUGGCCUCCCAGCAGGACCUGAGGGAAGCAUUUAUGCACUUCAUGGAGAAAGGGGCGGCUGCCGAGCGCUUCUUCAGCGAUGCGGAGUCUUUCCAUCACAUAGCACGGACAGCCUCAGAGUACCCAGGUGCCCAGCUUUACGUAGGAGGAAACGCUGCUCUCAUUGGUCAGAAGCUUGCAGCAAAUCCAGACCUGAAGAUCCUCCUUUGUGGCCCAGUUGGUCCCAAGCUCCACGAACUGCUUGAUGACAAUGUGGUUGUGCCACCUGAAUCCAUGCAGGAAAGAGAUGAAUUCCAUCUCAUCUUGGAGUAUCAAGCAGGUGAAGAGUGGGGACAGGUGAAAGCGCCCAAUGCCAACCGCUUUAUCUUCUCCCACGACCUAUCAAACGGCGCCUUAAAUAUGCUGGAAGUGUUCGUGUCCAGCUUGGAUGAAUUUCAGCCAGAUCUUGUGGUGCUCUCAGGACUUCACAUGAUGGAAGGCCAGAGCAAGGAGAUGCGACACAGACGACUAAUGGAGGCUGUGGCCUCCAUCUCUGACAUCCCUACUGACAUUCCAAUACAUCUGGAGUUGGCCAGUAUGACUGACCAGGAUUUUAUGAGCAACAUUGUGCAUCAGCAGGUCUUUCCCCUCGUAAACUCCAUCGGGCUGAACGAGCAGGAGCUGCUCUUCCUCACGCAGUCAGCCUCUGGUCCCCACGCCUCCCUUGCUUCCUGGAACGGCAUCCCUGAUGUGGGCGUAGUCAGCGACAUCCUCUUCUGGGUCCUGAAGGAGCACGGGAAGACCGCAGACCGGGCCUCUGAUCUCACACGCAUCCACUUCCACACCCUGGCCUACCACAUCCUUGCCACGGUGGAUGGGUUCUGGGGCAACCAGGUUGCUGCCGUGGCUGCUGGAGCUAGAGCUGCAGGGGCUCAGGCUUGCGCGACUGAAACCAUCGACACCAGCAAAGUCUUUCUGAAGGCUCCUCUGGAGUUUGUGACCUCCCAGAUAGAGGCACCUUCCAAAAUAUCCUUAAAUCCAGAUGAGCCAGUAGUGCAUUGGCACAGAGAAGGCAUCUCAUUCCACUUCACACCCGUUUUGGUGUGUAAGGAUCCUGUCCGGACCGUGGGACUCGGGGAUGCUAUUUCAGCUGAAGGACUGCUAUAUUCAGAAGUGUAUCCUCAGUAGGAGACCAAGGCCCUCCUUUGUCUCCAGUACUGUAUGGUGUCUGAGGAAUCAUGCUCUUCUCAUUAGGAUUUCAGGCAGUGGUGAUAUAGGAACAGAAUCAGGGUGUGCUAUGUUUUCUGGACAUAACUGUAAAAGAGCCAAAGAAUAAUUCCAGGUAUAAACUGUCAGAUACAUUCCAGUCACUUUGCAGCGACUAAAACAUUUCACGUUGGAGUGCAGAGGUUUUAGUAUUUAAUGUGAAAAUUGGUUUUUCUUUGUCUUAAGCAUGCGGGGAGGGAAACAAAUGCCAAAAUCCCUGUCUGGAGUAGGUUUGCUCUGUGGGUCUUGUCUGUUAGUGCUGGAAAAGUGCUACAGCCAGGAGAAUUUUGUGUGUGUGGAUCCCAGGCUGAGCACAGCAGUGCUUGGCCCUGCCUUGCUUCUGAUAAAGUAAAAAUAAAAGGCUCUUGCAUUAUCUCCUCUCAGCACAUUGCUACAUGGCAAGAGCAAGCCUUGCGUUUGCUUGGUGCGAUGAUGAAAUCUGUUACUGACAAAAUUACCUCUCAACCUCAGCGCCCCUCGAGCUGGAGGGAGCCGCAGCCCUGAAAUGUGACGCACGCUGUACCUCCUCCCCACGUGCACAGAGGAAACCAGACUCAAGGCAGCGUAGGUGAUUUUGGGUCUCUUGUCUCUGUGAUUAUUGGUAUUCAACUGAGUCCUAGUUGCCUGCAUUUAGUUUGGGGGCAACUAAAAGUGAAGAUAGUCAGGGUUUUUAUUUGGGAACACAGCUUUAUUUUAUUGCCAGGUAAAUCACAAAACGUUCCCUGCGUCUGCUGACCACUACAUGCCAAGGGUUUCAGCCAGGGGGGCUCACAGCUUGCUUUCUUUGCUAAUGGCAGGUGCUUAUGUCUGGUAUUUUCCAGCUGACGGAAAAGCUAUUGAGUGAUAGAGACUUUUUCUUUUGUUUUGUCUGAGAACUGAUGCGCAAUCUUUCAUCUCCCUGCCUUCCGUUCAGAAGGGUUAAAUUAUUAGGGAAGGGCCCUCUGGAGCUCUGGAGGCUCAAAUGCUGCAACAGGUAAGACAGAUGUGAGGAGCUUUUUAUUUACUGUGACUAAGUCACUAGGCUGUCUUUGCUGUGGACAGCCUUUGAAAAUAAAAACAGAGGAGUCAAAUCAUCUACUACCAUUGCCUUGCUAGUUGAGAAAGUUUGUUAAAUACUUCGUUUAUGUAUUUUUUACCUCUAGGUAGCAGCACACCAUUGAUUGCACAGCACCAGUGUUCUUUUGUCUCUUUUCCAGCAUGGUUUUGUCUCUGUCCGUUUCCAGGAUCUUCAAGCCCAUUCCCAUAGCAAUCAUACACUUUUUUUUUUUUUCAGUGUAACUGAAUUAAAUGCAAUCAGCGUGUCUAUGCAAGUCUGCACUGUACCAGAAUUUGUAAGGGGUCACUUUUGGUCAGCCUUUGCAUCUCAGCAGUGGGGAGGAGAAAACAUUACCCAUUAGGCUGGCCUGAUCUCUUUCAGCAGGGCUGUCACAUUGCCGUCAGUGAUGUUCUCCUGGUGGAAAAUGCCAUUGUGAAUGCUCUGUAAGGAUAAAAAUUGACAGCUGUUGUAACUUGUACUGACUCAACAAAAAUGCUGUCUGUCAAUGUGUAUUUAACUUCUCCUUUCCCUCUGAGGAAAGUCUUAAGUGUUGCACCAGAGGAGAAAUACAGGCAGCGCUGUGCUCUCCUGUAGCUUAUCCCAUCCUGGUCUUCCACCAAGUCUCAGUAUUUAUCGCAAUGCAGGAUCUUCUUAAGACUGAAAGGCUUUCUAUUUUUUGUUGGUGCUUUGUUUUGUUUUAAUUUAUAAAUUGUAGCAUGGAACUUAGAGUUCUGGUUUAGUCUUCCUACAGAAAAAACAAAUAAAAAUUUUCUCCUUUCAGCCAUCUAAAA